Penicillium digitatum Pd1 is the source of this 651-nucleotide messenger RNA. RefSeq lists its product as uncharacterized. NCBI's taxonomy places the organism in Eukaryota, Fungi, Ascomycota, Eurotiomycetes, Eurotiales, Aspergillaceae. The record is from RefSeq and is a predicted model, not a curated record. Gene Ontology annotation, cellular component: cytoplasm.
AUGGCGAGCAACAACCCAUAUGCGCGCUACAUUUCACCAGCGCCCUCUGCCUACUCUCAACGGUCGCGUUCCGAGUCUAUGAAUUCUGCGCCUUCCAUCUGGUAUUCCGGUACACCCGAACAUUAUCCGGUGGAGCCGAGACGCAAACGCGAGCACUCUGCUCCCCAUCGCCGCCAUACCAACAAGCAUCACCGCCACUCACUGCUUGUGCAACCUGAUAUCAUUGACAGGCUGGACAAUGUCACCAAUUUCUCCUAUCACCACGAGGGCCCGUACGACGCUGCCCGCCCUGAGCGAAACCGCUUUGCUAAGUCCAGCCCGCUGGACGCUGUCAAGGAGUCCAAUGCCGAGGCCCUCCGGGCGACUCCCCAUCACAAGAUCGCCGACGCUCUAAACCGUCACCGGCCACUAGAUGGCGUUGCCUUUUAUCCUCCUGGAACCACGGAUCGCAACGGCCAGGAGUAUUCUUACGAAGAAGGCUCGAAUAUGAUGAAUGACUCUUCUGGUAACUUCAUGCGCCUUCCUGGCACGAAAUUCACCGAUGAGGACUUCAAGAACGAUCCGUUCUAUAACCGGCCCCCGGUGAAUCCGUUCUCUGAACUACGAAAGAAAAUCAGUCUGCGACUCAAGAAACGACGCAACACUCACUAA